GCAACAUGUCGCGUGUUUGUGUGUUGGCUUGACAACCUAAUGUUUUGUGUAAAUGUUCGUUAAUCACAGGACUAUUUUUUCACUUUACUUCCAUUCGGUUUAUCAACCAGUGUAGCAGUGAAUUUUCACUCGUUUUCUAUUUAUUAAGUUACAAAAAUUAACAUAAGUGGCCGAUUUGUACUUCUAUACUUACCUCUCUACAUAAAUAUACGCCAGACGUAGUCUUGGAAAUGGAUGUAAUCAGCGAAAUCAAUGAAAAAUAUUCCGCAUUGGAGGCAGAAAUCGACAGAAGGUUGGACAAAAUCAAAAUAGAAGAAAAGAAAUUGGAGAAGUUGCAAGAGCAAAGAGCGAGCAAAACAUCAGCACAAACUACUAAAGUUCUCUCGUAUGAGGAGUCACUUGCGAGAAAUACAAAUUUGCUUAAGUCAUUGGAGAUAGCCAAAGCGCGGUUACGUUCACGUUCGACUUUCUCGCCAGUUGAGCAAAUACUGGAAAAGGCAAUAGCAAACUAUAAGAGGGACUUGGAAACGUCACAGCAAUUAUCGUCACGUUUCAAGCAAGUGCAAAUUUAUGAAGCGUCACCUAUGCGAGGCACUGCCAGAGAAGAUGGAGUACAACUGAAAUGAGUGCAAGUGAUGCACAUACACACAUAUACAUACACAUUUUUAAGUACUUAUUUAAUAAUAAUAAUAAAUGUAAUAAAUGUAUAAACUUGUACGCAAAUGAUAUCAUAUUUCAUAAAACUGCUGAAUAAAACUGUUAAAUAAACAAAUAAAGAACAA
Molecule: messenger RNA, 782 nt
Organism: Anastrepha ludens (Mexican fruit fly)
Lineage: Eukaryota; Metazoa; Arthropoda; Insecta; Diptera; Tephritidae
Exons: 3
Coding region: 231-626 (131 amino acids)
Source: RefSeq, a predicted model, not a curated record